Messenger RNA from Papaver somniferum (opium poppy), 3288 nucleotides. RefSeq lists its product as uncharacterized. The record is from RefSeq and is a predicted model, not a curated record. Lineage: Eukaryota; Viridiplantae; Streptophyta; Magnoliopsida; Ranunculales; Papaveraceae. The transcript is spliced from 4 exons. The coding region runs from base 1 to 3288 and encodes 1095 amino acids.
AUGAAUCAGAAAAGAAGGAAGGAUGAGUGGUUUAGACUUUUGAACCAAUAUCCUGUUCAAAGUACAAAAAGUGAUGAUUCUUGGGUCUUGGUAAAGAGGAAGGAUGACAGUAUUAUGGUUGGUAGGGCUGUAGGAACUCAAAAACAGCCUGAUAUCAUUACAAAUGAAGAAGAAAAUGCUCUUUACUGGAGUAUCAUUGAAGAAGAAGCCAACAAUGCUGAUAAAGUGACUGUGGAGACUAUGGAAAUGGCCAAUCCUGUUGCUAGCUCUAACUACACUUUCCGUAUGGAGCAAAAUUUAAUGCUUGAGGGUAUUAGGUCUAUCCUAAAACAAUAUCACCUUCAUCACCUUAAUAAAUCACAUAACUUGGAUAUGAUUUUUCUUUCGGAAACGAAAGUUAAUACACAUACUGUUGAAAAAGUCUUCAAAAGAUUGAAAGUUAAAGAUUGGUUUACUAUGCCUUAUAUUGGAAGAUCUGGAGGAUUUGCCAUUGCUUGGAACCAGGGAGUUCAUGCUAAACUUAUUGUUUUCAAAAACAAUGUUUUCCAUUUUCAAGUGAUCAAAGAUAACAUGAAUGUGUUUAUUACUUUUAUUUAUGGAGCUUUAGAUAACAAUCUUAGAGAUGACCAAUGGAAUUUUAUUAAAAGCGUUAGCUCUGUAAAUACCCCUUGGGCUAUCAUAGGUGAUAUGAAUUUUAUAUUGCAUAAAGAUGGCAAAGAGGGAGGUAAUAGUCCCUCUACUAGUAGUUUUGCUUACAUGUUUCAUUGUAUCCAACAUUUAAGAUUGGUUGAUCUUAAUUUUACGGGUCUCCCCUUCACUUGGACUAAUAAAAGAACAGGAAACCAGUAUAUUCAGGAGAGAAUUGACAGAGUUUCAGUGAAUCAUAAAUGGCUAGAAUUGUUUGUGAAAUCCAGUAAUAAGCAUCUUACUAGGAUAGUGUCCGAUCAUUCCCCAAUACUACUUGAGACUCUUCCACAUCAUGAUAAAUUGGAUAGGACCUAUAGAUACAUGAAGUGCUGGGUAGAAUACAAAGAUUAUAAGAAGGUGUUGAAAAACUCUGUUCAGAAAACCAAGGAAAAUAAAAGUAAUCUGUUUAAGACAUUAAGAAAUUUAGAAUAUGACCUUAGAAUUUGGAACAAAAAGGAUUUUGGCAACAUUUUUAAGAACAUUUCUAACAUCCUAGAGAACAUAGAAGAGGAAAAUAAGAAACCUUAUAGUUUGGAGACAAAAAGCAAAAUUGAGCAGUUACAGAAUGAGCUAGCAAAUUGGUAUGAAAUAGAAAAUUUUUUUUGGGGCCAACAUUUUAAAGAAAAAUGGAUAAAUGAAAAUGAUAAUAAUACGAAUUUCUUUCACCAAUAUGCUUCUGAUAGAAAUAGGUAUAACAUAAUUCAUACCCUUAGGGAUAGCACAGGGUUGUGGAUAGAAGGACAACAACAAUUAAGUCAACUCCUCACAAAUUAUUUCAAGAAUAUUUCAAGCACUAGUAAUAACAACAUUGAUCCUAUAUUCAAUAACAUAUUAACCCCAUUGAUUGAUGAUAAUGAUAAUGAUAGGCUUCCUAAUAUCCCUGAGGACAAUGAAAUUAAAGAUGCUUUAUUUUUGAUGAAUGCUUGGAGGGCUCCAGGUCAAGAUGGUUUCCCCUCUGGUUUUUACCAACAACAUUGGGAUUUACUUAAGGAUGAUAUUAUUAGCUGGGUCCAAAAAGUUUUUAAAGACAAAGGCUUGAAUGGAACUUCAUUACGUUUGUUUUCAAAAAAAUUUGGUUUGUCAAAUGAUUUAUGUGAUUUUCUUUAUAAUUGUAUCUCCACUGUUUCGUCGGCUGUGCUUGUUAAUGGUUCUCCGGGUGAAUUUUUUUUUCCUACUAGAGGAAUUAGACAGGGUGACCCUAUGUCACCCUACAUCUUUAUCAUUUGCAUGGAAGCUUUCUCUAAGCUUCUUUCUCAUGCUGAAAGCACGGUCAAGGUUACUGGUAUAAAAGUUAAUAAAAAUUGUCCCUCUGUUUCCCGUUUCUUUUUUGCGGAUGAGUCCUUUUUAUUUACCACUGCUUCUAUUGUUCAGGCUAUAAAUCUUUUGGAUACUCUUAGUAUUUUUAGUGAUUCAUCUGGGAAGAUUGUUAAUUAUCAGAAGUCUGGCAUUUAUUUUAGCAAGAAAAUUGAAAACAAGCAUUGCAAAUUGUUAGCUAGAAUUCUUAAGGUUGGUAGAAUUACUAAAAAUGACACUUACUUAGGUACACCCUUGUUCUUCAAUAGGUCUAAGAGUUUCAAUUAUCAAAAUUUCCUAGAUCAAGUCUACAAUAGAGUUCAGGGUUGGAAAGCCAAAUUUCUGUCCCAAGCGGGAAGAACAAUCCUGAUUUGCUCAGUCACUAGUGCAAUGCCUAUGUACCAAAUGAUGUGUUUUCUCUUACCUAAUAAAACUUUAGACAAACUGAAUGCUCUUCAAAGGGAAUUCUGGUGGCAAAAAAACAAAAACAAUAGAGGUUUGCAUCUUAAAUCUUGGGAUUUCAUUUGUACUAGUAAAGCUAAUGGAGGUUUAGGGAUUAAAAGUUCUCAUAAGUUUAAUCUUGCUUUGCUCACCAGAGUUGCUUGGCGUCUUAUUAAGAAUCCUGAUAAGUUGUGGAAAAUCACUGUUGGAGGAAAUGGUAAAGAUAUAGAAGUUUGGUCUGAUAAAUGGCUCCCUCAAGGGGAAAUUCCUAAACCGAAAAGUAAUGAUUUUAUGCAUCUAAUCUCUAAAGUGUCUGAUUUAAUGGAUGAUGAAGGAAAAUGGAAUUCCCAACUCAUUCAUCGUGUGUUUGAUAAAGACUCCAGGAAAAAGAUUAGUAUGCUUGAUAUUGUUUAUGAUGGCACUAAAAAAGAUACCCUAAUAUGGAUUGGUACAAAAGAUGGAUCUGUUUCUGUUAAGUCUGCUUAUAAUUUUCUGUGUGAUAGAAAUCAUGUCAACACUCCUGUUGAAUGGAAAAGAAUUUGGAAACUCAAUAUAAUGCCUAGAGUUAAAAUCUUUUUGUGGAAAACUUUAAGUGAAUGCUUGCCUGUUAGAGAGUUAUUGGGAAGACAUACUCCCAUAGACCUUCAUUGCCCCUUGUGUAAUAAUUAUGUUAUUGAAAGUGUUAACCAUAUUUUCACAAAAUGUAUUUUCUCUGAAGCUGUAUGGAGAGGGCUAUCUUUCUCUCAUCAUUUCUACUCUGCAGUUAAUUUGUCUUACAAGGACUGGUUUCUUGUGUGGCUAAAUGAUAGGGAUAAUAUAGAUUUUUUUUGCUUAUGUUCUCUGGUAUAUCUGGAAGUACAGAUGUAG